UAUAAUGUUUCUGCCUUCGCUUCCUUGUUUUGGAGAAUCCAAUCACAGGAUGUCAAACGACUCCACGAUGCCGCCUCCGUCUACUGACAGCAACUCCGACGCUGUCCAGCUGUCGGAAAAUCCGCCAUUUCCGCCUCAUCUGAACACCUCCGAUACCAUCUCCGCUGGACGCGCCUCCUCACCACAACAAGCCGUGACCGAGUUAUCGAGCAGAAAUGGAGUAGCAGAUCGAUUAUCUGACGAAAUUCCGGAAUUACCUCAGUUCAGCGUUCUUGACAGCAAGGCGUACGCUGAUAAAUACCGAAAGUAUGAAUCCGAAUACACGCAGAUGCUAAUGGCAAAAUACUUCUCCGUGAAGAAUAUCUACGGAGGGAACAUCUUCGAGGAGAAAACGAUGAUAGGCGGUGAGACCAUUAUGUCUAGCAGUUUUAUAGGUGGCCUUGCACGCGGUCGUAUGCCCAACCGAUGCAGUGCUUUCAUGAACAAAACAACAAAGACUCGGCUUACUCGGACAAACCCCCCGGCGAAAUCUCCAAUGGAGAUGUUCAAUCAGAGAAGAACAAAUGUGAUGUGAUGCAACUCCAAGUUACGGAUGUGAGGUAGUGGGGGAGCCAGUAGGAGCUGAUGAAACCUAUAUUGCAUUUGUUGUAUACAUGUAAGCCCUGUUUUAGCAGCCACAUAUGUAGGGGGCUGUUGAAUAAUUUGCUAGAUAUAUACACAAUACAAAUCAUCUAUACUACUACCGCUACAUACCCAAGGUCUAGGCC
This is a messenger RNA of Tarenaya hassleriana, 767 nucleotides long. RefSeq lists its product as uncharacterized. The transcript has 6 exons. Lineage: Eukaryota; Viridiplantae; Streptophyta; Magnoliopsida; Brassicales; Cleomaceae. The record is from RefSeq and is a predicted model, not a curated record. The coding region runs from base 5 to 574 and encodes 189 amino acids.